AUGUGGGUAACUUGUAGACAAAUAAAAGCAUUAAAAUGGAUUAUUAUUCUAUUUAUAAUAAUACAAAUAAUUAUUUUACUGAAUAUAUCUUAUGAUCGACAAUUAGUAUAUGGAAUACUAAAUAGAAAGUUAACGGACGGACUUCUGCAAAAUAUCACAUCAAAAGCAACAACAACAACCAAAAAGACUCGCCUUCAUACGGUCAUGAAAAAUUAUAAACUUUCUACAAAACUUACAGAAGACAAAGAUUUGAUCAUGGAUCUAUUCGAGGAAAUUGAAAUAUCCGUACUAUGCGAUCACUUUGAGAACAAAUUCAGUGCGAGAAAAAAGAAUUUAAUCAAUAUCACUGUUUCAGACAAUACAUUAUAUGCUCGUGUUCGAUUACGCAUUGAACAAGGUGAUUGUUCAAAUCAAACUAUUUUCACUAAAUGGGUAAAUUACAGUGUGGGUCUUGGAGUGAAUAAACUGCGUUAUACAAUUGAUUCAUUUGUUUACAAACAAUUAUAUCUAGAUGGAAUGUAUGGAGGAGUUGAACAAUCAAACUAUAAUAUUAUUAACUCUAUGAAAUCUGUCCAUUUCAAUAUUAUACGUUCAUUACCAAAUCUCUCAAUUGAUAAACACAUGCUAAAAGUAUGCAUAAUGGAACAAAACUGUCUACAUUGGAUCGAUAGGUCAAGGCCAUGUGGAUUACAGGAUGUUAAAAAUAUUUUUAGACCAAAAGACCAUGCAUCAAUUAGUGGAUGGAAUAAAUCAGGUGGUUGGUUAUUAUUUCAGUCGUUUAUUGACAAAAUGAAUGAUGAAAAGUGUUCACUUCACCAAAUUGUGAAUAGUAAAGCUCAGAGAUUACAGAUUACACAUUCUGUAUGGUUUAUCCCUUGUAAAAGUUGUAAUAAUAAAAUGAAUUGUGAUUGGUCUAAUGCACUAUGGUAUGAACCGAAUAAUCCAAUCUAUUCUUGUUUAUACAAUAAGAAAAGGAUUCAGAAUGAUCGAAAUACGUUAACAACCUACUCAAAAAACCGUGUGCUUCUUUUUCUAGGUGAUUCAACUUUACGCGGCUUAAUGUAUUCUUUAUUGAUUCGUUUAAACAAAACACUAUUCAAUGUUCAAGAAACACAUGGUCAAAUAACACUGGUUGACAGUGCAACAAUAACUACAAGAUUUACGUAUUUUCCAGAUUAUUCUAAAAAACCACAAUUCGAUAAUAAAGUUAAUAAUAAUUCAUUCACUGGUUUAUUAAAAUCGCUUUUUAAGUUUAAACAAACAUUCAAUGAAGCUUUAUUAUUUGUGGGUGGUGUACGAUGGUUAAAUGAUUAUCAUUUAAAAACAAUACAACUAUUUAUCAAUAAACAAAAGGUAUUCAGUACUGUCAAAGUAUAUGUCAAAGAUCAUUCCGCCGGUUUUCACACACCUGUUGAUGGGUUGCCAUUUAUGGAUUGGUCAAUGCGAAUGCAUGAAUAUGAAAAAAAUCAAGAACUGAUUAGCGGGAUCAAAAAAUACAAUUGGUCAGCCAUUCCAACGCAUCAAAUCACUUGGACAAGACUUGAUCAUUUUCAUGCCUACGCAAGAUGUUCAUGUCAUUUUUAUCAUGUUGUAAAACAAAUAGCAAAUUCAAACGUUACACUAAACAAGUAUCAAUAUAAUGCCAGUGAUAACAAUAGAAAUAAUAAUCUAUUCAUCUAUCAUAUUAUUGGACAAAUACAAUGGAUUAUGUCAAGAAUUGUUGAAACAACAAUUAUACAUACUAUUUACUAGUAUCAUUGAAUUAUUUUUACAAUAUUUACUUA
This is a messenger RNA of Schistosoma turkestanicum, 1784 nucleotides long. The record is from the annotation of a GenBank genome assembly. NCBI's taxonomy places the organism in Eukaryota, Metazoa, Platyhelminthes, Trematoda, Strigeidida, Schistosomatidae.